Molecule: messenger RNA, 1449 nt
Organism: Cornus florida
Lineage: Eukaryota; Viridiplantae; Streptophyta; Magnoliopsida; Cornales; Cornaceae
Product: serine carboxypeptidase 1-like
Exons: 8
Coding region: 1-1449 (482 amino acids)
Biological process (GO): proteolysis
Cellular component (GO): vacuole
Molecular function (GO): serine-type carboxypeptidase activity
Source: RefSeq, a predicted model, not a curated record
AUGGUGAAAUUUGUAGGCCUCACUUUGGUGCCCUUCACUUUCUGCAUUUUGGCAGCCAUCCUUAAUUCAAGUCAGGCCAGUCAGGCCACAAACCUUCAUAGGUUCAUCAAGUCCAGAAGAUCACAGAACCCUCCUGUUUCAGAUUCUUGGGCAGCAUUACAUGCCACAGAAGAGUACUCCGAUGUGUACAUUGGUCCCCAAGAUGGGUUGAUGCAAGCUGACAAGAUCGACGCCUUGCCGGGGCAACCAGAUGGCGUAGAUUUUGAUCAGUAUGCAGGGUAUGUCACAGUUGAUCCACAGGCUGGCAGAGCACUGUUCUAUUACUUUGUUGAGUCCCCACAAAAUUCUUCUACCAAUCCUUUGGUUCUAUGGCUAAAUGGAGGACCAGGAUGUUCCUCUUUAGGGACUGGAGCCAUGUUGGAAUUGGGGCCUUUCAGAGUCAAUUCUGAUAACAAAACUCUCUACCAAAACAAAUAUGCAUGGAACAAUGUGGCAAAUGUGAUUUUCUUGGAGUCUCCGGCUGGGGUAGGCUUUUCAUAUUCAAAUACAUCUUCUGAUUAUGAUCACGCUGGUGACAAGAGUACUGCCAAAGAUGCCUAUACCUUUCUCAUAAACUGGCUUGAGAGGUUCCCACAGUACAAAACCCGCGAUUUUUACAUAACCGGAGAAAGCUAUGCUGGUCAUUAUGUGCCUCAGCUCGCAUACACCAUUCUGCAAAAUAACGGGAAUGCAACAACCAUUAUUAACCUCAAAGGCAUUGCUAUAGGAAAUGCAGUAAUCAAUGAUCCUACAGAUGGAAAGGGGUACUAUGAUUAUUUAUGGACUCAUGCCUUAAACUCCGAUGAAACAUAUGAAGGCAUCAACACAUUUUGUGAUUUUGUGAAUGGAACUUCAUCUGCAAAGUGUAACAGCUUCCUGGACAAAUCUGGAGAGGAGAUGGGUGAUAUCGAUUAUUACAACAUCUACGCGCCACUCUGCAACAAACCCUCGCUAAUCAAUGGCUCUGCCGACGAUUUUGAUCCGUGCUCGUCCAUAUAUCGAGACUCAUAUUUGAACAAUGCAGAGGUGCAAAAGGCUUUCCAUGCAAAUCCUACAACUUGGAGGGGUUGCAGAGGUUACCAUUGGAAUGACAGCCCUACAACCAUUCUACCCAUCAUCAAGGAUUUCAUUGUAAAUGGAAUAAGAGUCUGGAUAUACAGUGGUGACAUAGAUUCGGUUGUUCCAGUUACAUCAACCAGGUACUCAAUAAGCAGCCUCAAGCUUCCAAUCCAGACACCUUGGCUUCCAUGGUACACCAACGAUGAGGUUGGAGGAUAUGUGGUGGAAUACCAAGGCUUAACAUUUGCAACAGUAAGAGGAGCUGGACAUCUAGUUCCAAGCUACCAGCCUGAGAGAGCACUGCUCAUGAUAUCGUCAUUCCUUCAAGGCUCUGUCCUUCCUUCCUCGUAA